Molecule: messenger RNA, 1209 nt
Organism: Hydatigera taeniaeformis
Lineage: Eukaryota; Metazoa; Platyhelminthes; Cestoda; Cyclophyllidea; Taeniidae
Source: the annotation of a GenBank genome assembly
AUGAUAGCACCAAACGAGGCAUCAGGCUCCUCCUCUGUAAAAAUGGAUCAUGUAGUCUCAGUUCCGGUGGAUUUGCGGGAGAUGAGCACCGACCAUCCAACUUCUAACCAAUCAAUGCACCGUACAGCUGGUGUAAUGAGUCUCAACGCCUCUGGAUUGGAUGGAAGCGCAAGUCGGGUUUUUGAUGGUGCUGAUGAGGCUAAGGAAUAUUCAGAUGAAGCAAAUACAAGUGAAUUGGCUCAGGACGUGGAUCUUCUCUAUGAGUUGAUAGAUGAGAAGGAUGCAGAAGCAAAGGAGUUAAGACGAGACCUGAAGGCUCUUCGUGAGAGUUGCAGCGAGUAUCAAGGCAAUCUCGAAGAGGCCCAAAUGAUCAUAACUGAACAACAGGAACAGCUAGCCGUCUACAGACAGGAAGUUGCCGUCAGCAAAUCAAACAUUGAAGCCUUGAAGCUCCGGAACUUCAUUCUUGCGUCGAAUAGUAAGGGUGCGACAGACGAGAUUCGGAAGAUGGUGGAAGAGUACCAUGAGAUGCAGGACGAGUUGGAGCGGCUUCGAAAGGAGCGGAGAACAACGGAGGCAGAAAUGGCGCGGCUGAGGAAACAAGGUAGUUUCCUUCGCAAACGUGUAGACGAUGAACGCGCAAGCCAGAGAAAGGGAAAUAGAACUAACAGUAUCGGUGAUGAAAUGAGUGGAAAUGGAUUUGCUCGCGGUCGUCUACAGACUCAAGACACCUCAAGCGAUGCCGCUGAGUUAAUCCGAAAGCUACGCACUGAAAAGCAACACUGGGAGGAGUAUGCCAACCGCCUAGUACGUGCCAUGGUGGAAAGCGGUCUCUCACCGAAAGACCUUAUCGAGGCCCAAGAAAACACCGCAACAAUGGCAACAGCACAAGAUGCGGAGCGCUGGCGGACCUAUGCCAUUCGUCUGCUCGCCGAUGUUGUUAGCACCGAUCCCUCUCGCCUUACUGAAUUCGAUCGACGUCUCCUUCAUCAACACACUUCUAAGGAUCAAGGUUACGUGUCUCCACGACGGAACACCUCCACUCCUGGCUUUGACACCAACUCCAUUGAGCCCAUUGGUAUAAGAACGACAUCGUCGAUUUCUGCCUCGGCCUCAACAGAGCGAUCAACAAGGGUCAACUUUGCACAAACAAGAAGGCGAAAGAUUGAUAGGCUGAAGGAUUUCUUCCAGAGGCGUGGAAGACAUUGA